This is a messenger RNA of Malurus melanocephalus (red-backed fairy wren), 4468 nucleotides long. It is a transcript of the gene NAA25, whose product is annotated as N-alpha-acetyltransferase 25, NatB auxiliary subunit. Gene Ontology annotation, cellular component: cytoplasm; NatB complex. The coding region runs from base 41 to 2956 and encodes 971 amino acids. The transcript has 24 exons. Lineage: Eukaryota; Metazoa; Chordata; Aves; Passeriformes; Maluridae. Gene Ontology annotation, molecular function: protein binding; protein-N-terminal amino-acid acetyltransferase activity. The record is from RefSeq and is a predicted model, not a curated record. Gene Ontology annotation, biological process: N-terminal peptidyl-methionine acetylation.
CCCCCGGCCGCGGCUGCGCGCUGCGUUCUGCGCUCUCAUCAUGGCGGCGCGGGGCCAUGUGCAGGACCCCAACGACCGCCGCCUGCGGCCCAUCUACGAUUAUCUCGAUAAUGGCAAUAAUAAAAUGGCAAUCCAGCAAGCAGAUAAACUGCUCAAAAAGCACAAGGACCUUCACUGUGCCAAGGUGCUGAAGGCCAUUGGCUUGCAGAGGACUGGCAAGCAGGAUGAAGCCUAUGCCCUGGCACAGGAAGUCGCAGCACUUGAACCCACAGAUGAUAAUUCCUUGCAAGCACUGACCAUUCUCUACCGGGAAAUGCACAGACCCGAGCUGGUGACUAAACUUUAUGAGGCAGCUGUGAAGAAGGUCCCCAACAGUGAAGAGUAUCACUCCCACCUCUUCAUGGCCUAUGCCAGGGUUGGAGAGUACAAGAAGAUGCAACAGGCUGGAAUGGCACUUUAUAAGAUUGUUCCCAAAAAUCCRUAUUAUUUUUGGUCUGUGAUGAGCCUGAUCAUGCAGUCUAUCUCAGCACAGGAUGAAAACCUCUCCAAGACCAUGUUUUUGCCACUUGCAGAGAGAAUGGUGGAAAAAAUGGUGAAAGAGGAUAAGAUUGAAGCUGAGGCUGAAGUGGAACUGUACUACAUGAUCCUGGAACGUUUGGAGAAGUACAAGGAAGCCUUAGAUGUUGUGAGGGGAAAGCUUGGAGAGAAGCUGACAAGUGAGCUGCAGAGCCGGGAGAACAAAUGCAUGGCCAUGUACAAGAAGCUGCGCCGGUGGCCCGAGUGCAACGCGCUGGCCAGGAGGCUGCUGCUCAAAAACUCAGAUGAUUGGCAGUUUUAUAUAACUUACUUUGAUUCAAUGUUUCAACUCAUUGAUGAAUCCUGGACRCCUCCAGCAGAGGAAGAGCACUCUCUGGAAGGAGAGGUGCACUGCUCCAUCGAGCAGGCUGUGAAAUUCAUCGAGGAGAGGAUCACGGAGGAGUCCAAGAGCUCUCGGCCACUCCGGGGACCUUAUUUAGCCAAACUGGAGCUGAUCAGGCGCCUGAGGCACAGAGGCUGCAACAAUGAGUACAAACUGGGUGAUCCAGAAGARUUAAUGUUCCAAUACUUCAAAAAAUUCGGGGACAAGCCCUGCUGUUUUACUGAUCUCAAAGUGUUUGUGGAUCUCCUCCCACCCAGCCAAUACACAAAGUUCAUCCGGCAGCUGCUGGACGUGAUCCCGCUGWCGGCGGCGGCCGAGAAUGAGGUGGCUCUGCCCGGGGACAUCAAGGCCCUGCAGCAGCAUCUGUGUGUGGUGCAGCUCUCCAGGCUGCUGGGCAUCUACCACGCCAUGGAGAAGAAGCAGAAGCUGGCGGUGGUGCGGGAGCUGAUGCUGCGAUACCGCCACGGCUUGGAGUUCGGAAAAUCUUGUUUGAAAACUGAAUUGCAGUUUUCAGAUUAUUACUGCCUGCUUGCAGUUCACCUGCUGCUUGAUCUGUGGCUGGAAGGUGAAGAGGCGGCCGUGUGGCAGUGCCUGACUCUCCUGGAGGAAGGGCUGUCUCACAGUCCCUCCAAUGCUCAGUUUAAGCUGCUGCUCAUCCGGAUCUACUGCCGGCUCGGCGCCUUCGAGCCCGUCUCAGAGCUCUAUUCCAGCCUGGACGCCAAGCACAUCCAGCACGACACCAUCGGUUAUCUCCUGACGCGCUACGCCGGCUCCCUGGGCCACUACGCUGCUGCUUCCCAAUCCUGCAACUUUGCACUCAGGUUUUUCCACUCCAACCAGAAAGAUACCUCAGAAUACAUCAUCCAAGCCUACAARUACGGGGCAUUUGAGAAGAUCCCGGAAUUCAUCGCCUUUAGGAACAGGCUGAACUCUUCCCUUCACUUCGCACAGGUUCGCACCGAGCGGAUGUUGUUGGACCUCUUACUUGAAGCAAAUAUAUCAGCCAGUUUAGAAGAAAGUAUAAAGUCCAUGAGUCUGAGUCCAGAGGAGGAUGACAUUCCAUGGAAAGAUCUGCGUGACAACAGAGACCUGACAGUUUUGUUUAGCUGGGAUCCAAAAGACAGGGACAUUUCCGAGGAACAUCGGAAGCUCUCCCUGGAGGAGGAAACCUUGUGGUUGCGAAUCCGGUCUUUAACGUUGAGGCUGGUGAGCGGGCUCCCAACUCUCAGUCACACCAUCCAACCAAAGAACUCUGAAAAGACUGCAGAGAAYGGUGUCUCAUCCAAGAUUGACACCAUCCGAGCCCUGCUGCAGCAGCUGGAAGCRGCGGUGGAUUCAGGGAAGAAGUUUCUAGAACAAAAAAUCCAGUAUCCUGUCCUUGGCCCUCCUCCUACCCGAAUGGCUGGCUUCUUCAGCAAUGGCAGCUGUCAGUGCCAGACUAGCUUGUUUUAUCUUGUUAGUGAUAUUUAUGAACUAGAUACCAAUGGCUUAGAAGAUUCAGCAGAAAUCCAGGAAAGAAUAGGGAAUAGUUUCAAGUCUUUAGUAGAACGACUGACAGAUUUGUUCAAUAAAUGUAAAGGUGAUUUGAUCGAAGUCAGAGAUGGCACCUUGAAAACUCAUCCAAACCUGUUAGAAAACUUAGUCUUCUUUGUUGAGACGAUUUCUAUUGCCCUGUGGGUAUUGAGUUACUGUGACAGUGUCCUCCGACCUUUUAAAUCCAACYUGCAAAAAAAGAAGAAGAAAAAAAAAGAAAGCAGUGUAGCAAUGCCACCUGUAUUCACCCAUUUCCUGGAUUACGUAACUGAACUCCAGACAUUAACUUCCAAUGUAAUAGAUCAUAUCAAAGGGCUUGAAAUAAUUCUGACUGCACUAAAACUUGAAGAGCUGUCCCUCAAGGACACUCUGCAUUUACAGGARGAAAAAAAGUUUACAAAGACUGUGCAAGGGAAGGUCCAGAGCAGUUAUCAUCACUCAGUUCAGGAAAUUGGAGAGCUGCUGAAAAAGAGACUCGAUACCAUUAAAAAACUAAAGAUUUGAGCAAUGCAUCCCUGACAGACUCCACARGGGAGUGACACCAGAGUCCCAGACAGAAGCAACAUCCACUCUACCAUCACUUUAAUCCAGAACUUCCUCAUAAUGCAUGAAGGACUUAAAAUCAUGAAACAAUUUUUUUAGGUAUUACAGAUGUAUYGAGCUGAUUUAAAUUAUUGUACAUAAAUGAGGAGCAGGGACCCUUCCCGGCAUUUGACCACUUUUUAUACAUGUUCAUAAGCAUAUUGCAACAGGAGAAAAUUCACUUUCUUCCCUUUUGAUCUCUAGAACCAACUGGAGAUGGUCUUUAGAAGCAGCAAUAGCAAUCCAGUGUAAAGCAUCUGUCUCCAAGGAUAUUUUCAUCACCAUACAGUGUUUAUAAUUUUUGUAUGGUCCUUGCCUUAGAAAUGCAGGAAUUGUAGAUGUCCACGUUCAGCCACCUCUGAUGAACUGAGCCCGGCUUGGAGCUGCCUGUUUUGUCUGCAAAACCACCUGGUCCUACUGACAGAAUUCCAUGUGUUGGUCCAGCAGGGAGAGGUGAGGCCUCCGUGGUGGGCUGGGAAUCAUCCGUGCCCAGAGCCAGGGGCAGGUUCUUCCAGGAGAGAGCGGGAGGGAGGAGGUGUCUGUGCACAUGGGUUGUUUUCAUACUCGGGAAUACUGCAAAUGGGAUGAGGAGCAAACUUCAGAGAGAGAGAGAUGGGAAUGGAUGUUUCAGCAAAAACAAGACAAAACCAGAGACCUUGUACAUAAUGGCUGCAGUGAAGUGUGACACUGCGCUGGUAUCAUGUCAGUUCAAUGUCAAACAGCAACGUCAUGACUUCAAAAAAGUGUAUUUAGAUUACUGAAACUUUAGGACUUCAAUAUUUUAAUAGAAAUGAGAUCCUAUUGGCUUUGGUUUUAAGUUGGCAGAGGUAAUUUUUGCUUCGCUGUGGUCUGAGGCUGAGAUCCUUUUUGUACCUGUGCGUUUGCUUUUUGCAGUUGAACUUUGAUUAUCCAAGCGCUGGCUUAUGAACCUUUCUGUUAGAAAGUGUUACCAUAUCAUCUGCUCCCACAGGAUCUACRUUUCUGCUGGGUUUUUUCAUGUUCAAAAGAGCAAUGCAGCCUAAAAUUGAUAGGCAAAAAAAAGUUCAUGCACCUGCAAUACAAGGGACAGGUCAGACCCAACAGAUUCCUCAUCUCCUGGUUUAGAGCUGCAGGUAUCCGAGUCUAGAUUUAAAAGUUCUAAGAGAGCUGACUGCCUUUGUCAUCUCUUCUGUUUUGUUAGUAAUGCUAGAAUGUUGAUGAGARUAUUUUUUUAAUAAAUCCCCUGUAUUAAAAAAAAAGUCCCAUAGCUGCUCUUGCUGGAUUUAGUUUUGCUUUGCCCCAUCGUGAAAGGGAAAGAAGAAGAAUGUCUGCAGGUUGUCAAAUUGUAAAGGAUGUCCUGAUGGUUGACUCACAAUGUCUGGUAAGUGCUCUGGGCUGGAGAAAUACCAAAAUGUGUUAAGUCUGUUUUAUAGAAAUACUUUUCCUGAAAAAAAA